Molecule: messenger RNA, 5635 nt
Organism: Epinephelus fuscoguttatus (brown-marbled grouper)
Lineage: Eukaryota; Metazoa; Chordata; Actinopteri; Perciformes; Serranidae
Gene: golph3a
Product: golgi phosphoprotein 3a
Exons: 4
Coding region: 378-1259 (293 amino acids)
Biological process (GO): Golgi organization; retrograde vesicle-mediated transport, Golgi to endoplasmic reticulum; Golgi to plasma membrane protein transport
Cellular component (GO): Golgi cisterna; trans-Golgi network; cytosol
Molecular function (GO): phosphatidylinositol-4-phosphate binding
Source: RefSeq, a predicted model, not a curated record
GUGACUGCGCCUCUGGGUAACAUAGAAAAAACAUGACUGUUAUUUGCUUAUGAAAUUAGCUGAUGUGGCAAAACUUGAAGUUACUUGGAUGCUGUUUUUGGGUGUUGAGAUUAUCUCGGCCUCUACCUGCUGGAUAAGUUCGGUACCACAAUCACCACACGGCGCCAUAUUAGAUAGACAUUAUAUUGCUGCAGACGAAGUCAAGGAAGGGGAUCAGUACUCCAGAUGACAAGGGUACUCAGGCCGCUGUAGUCAGUUCGCAAAACCCUCGAGGCAACUGCUAUAUGGUUUACAACAAAUAAUAGUGUCAAACAUCUCGGGCAGCGUAGUCCGAGGCGUCUUGUUUUCGUCGUUGUUUCGCUAAGUUGCCGGCAGACAUGACUACCUUGGUUCAGCGGAAUUCGGGCCUCGUGCAGAGGCGGACCGAAGCCUCGCGCAACGCCGCUGACAAAGACCGUCCGUCCGGCGAGGAGGACCAUGAGCCCCGGCGGGGAGACGAGCAGGACGAUGAUGAUACCGGAGACUCCAAAGAAACACGUCUCACCUUGAUGGAAGAAGUGCUGUUGUUGGGACUGAAGGACCGAGAGGGCUACACCUCCUUCUGGAAUGACUGCAUUUCAUCAGGUUUGCGUGGUUGCAUGCUGAUUGAACUGGCCCUGCGAGGACGUCUUCAACUGGAGGCUUGUGGCAUGAGGAGGAAAGGUCUGCUGGCCAGGAAGGUGAUUUGUAAGUCAGAUGCUCCAACAGGUGACGUGCUCCUGGAUGAAGCACUAAAACACAUCAAAGAUACCCAACCACCAGAGACCGUGCAGAGCUGGAUCGAACUGCUCAGUGGAGAGACGUGGAACCCCCUGAAGCUUCAUUAUCAACUGCGGAACGUUCGUGAACGGCUGGCCAAAAACUUGGUGGAAAAAGGCGUCCUCACCACUGAGAAGCAGAACUUCCUGCUUUUUGACAUGACCACGCAUCCUCUGACUAACAACAACAUCAAGCAGCGCCUCAUCAAGAAGGUCCAGGAAGCUGUCCUGGACAAGUGGGUGAACGACCCCCAUCGAAUGGACAAGAGGCUGCUUGCGCUCAUCUUCUUAGCCCAUUCCUCUGAUGUCCUGGAAAAUGCCUUUGCACCGCUGCUAGACGACCAAUACGACCUGGCCAUGAAGAGAGUGCGGCAGUUGCUGGAACUGGAGCCUGAGGGGGAGAGCAUGAAGGCCAACGCCAAUGAGCUGUUAUGGGCUGUGGUGGCCGCCUUCACCAAAUGAGGCAACCACAAAGAGGACAGCAAGCAGUUGUGGCAUUCACGUGGCAUUGUACUUUGGGGUAGGAAUCAGAGUACUGACCCCAACAUGGUGACUUGACAGAAUUACAGUUGACCCCUUCCUGGACUAUUGGAAUGGGCUGCCCUCUCUUCUCAUCCCUCUCCCUGCUUCAUUUUCUUUUCCUUGCAGGUAACUGUCGACGUUGAUCCUUCAUGGCCCAGUCCCCUCCUCCUCCCAUAUGCCAUUUGUGUUCACUUUUGCUAAAAAAUUAACAACUCACAUGGAACUCUAAAUGAAGUGGCUGGUGAUGAUAUGGGUUAGGCCGAAAUCAAGUUGUCGAUUCAUAUCCUCCUUAUUUUCUAUUGGGUAUAUCUGUGGAACUGUUUCUUAGAGGUACGAUAUGUAUGGCACAGGUUACUCAUGGUAGCAUCCUGAUACACCUGAGAAUAAAAUAACGAGCUGUGACGUACAUGUACAAAUCCAUGUACAGGGCAGUAAUGCUGUGAAGGAAAGAAAGAUUAGCUGAUACUCCUGUCAAGUCUUUAACUGGAUAUCUUCUACGAAAUGUGAUUGAAAUGUAUGGAUAUGAUGUAUUUGGUGUCUCAGCAUUCUUUGACUUUGAAAUUAAGUACUGGGAGAAAACUACUGUGGUCAGAUCUGAGAGUCUGAGUCCACUACCUAGUACUGAGUGUACUCAGUUGAUGCCUCUUAAUCCAUCCAUUAUAUAUACCUGCUUGUCCUGUGCAGGGAUGCACGGGGCUGGAGACUGUCCCAGCUCACACUGGCUGAGGGGAAGGGUACACCCUGGACACAUCGCCAGUAUACCAUAGGGCUGACACAUGGAGACAGACAAGUCCACCUGCAGGCAAUUGAGUUUCCAGUUCACCUGACCUGCAUGUUUUUGGACUGUGGGGAGGGGGUGGGGGGACCCAGUGCAGGCACUUGGAGAAAAUUCCAACUCCACACAACUGCCUGUUGGAUUCAAACUGAAGAUUUGCUUGGUGUGAAGCAACAGCGCUUUCCACUGAGCCACCGUGCCGCCCUACAUUCCAUUCCUUCUGGUCAAAAGAUGUGUGGAAGAUCAUUCGUUUGUCAACAGGACAAUAAGCCUGCACAUGCAUGGACACUUGCAGUCCCAGGAAUAUGGAACGCUGACUUGGGUAACUUAUCAGUUACUUUGACCACAGCCCCAUUGAAUAUUUCUUUAAAAAUGAAAAGCCAAAUUAUGGAGAACAUCAUUAGACAGACUCGUUUAGGGCAUUCGGUAAAAAACGUGCUGGAAUAAUACAAACUCCGAAGUUCUGCAAACAUGUAGAAUUGAUGGGGUGUAUGAUAAUGGAAGAAAAAAUAAAAAUACUAAUAUUUAAUGAACCUUUCUGUCAUAAGUGAAAAUAGGUCAUACAGUUUUAAAUGUCCUCCGGCUAAUAGUUUUUUGUUUGUUUGUUUGUUUUUAAUUUGCAAUGAAACAUGGAUUUGGUGGAGGACUUGGAUUGUAUGUCAUCUAGAGACACUAAAAACGUGUGCAUGUCUAAUAUAAACCAGGUUACAUUCAGGAUUCGAGUAUGUAAUAUUUGACAGGUAACACAUCUUAGUCUGGGUCCAAUUUCAUCUCCUUGAUAAAACAAAUGGCUCUAAAAUUGUGUAGGCUAAUUUAUGGGAUUUGGUAGCAUCAGCUAACACAGCUUUUAACUGUGUGAGCUGAUACUUACUGGGGCUUAAAAAAAAAGAAUAGAUAUUUUAUGGGCAGAAACAAACUCAGGAAAGUAGACCUAAUCAGUGCCAGCUACCUUUGUUGGCAAAAUUCAAAUAGACAUUUUGUUUUCACUUAUUAGUGAAUUUAAAUAUAAUCAAAAAUGAAGUAAUCAACAGGUCUUGGUGCAGAAAAAAUGCAUUUAGGAUGAUCUUCUCCUCAUCUUUUGAGUUUCUGUAUUCUACCUGGUCUUGAUUUAAAAAAACAAAAAAAAACACCUUUAAGUCUUUGACUCAAGACAUUUUGUGAAAAACUUGCUUAUGAAUGUGAAGAUGAAUGUGAAUUUCAACUCUUCUCCAAUACAGGGAGAGGUCAAGUGCAUGUGAAGUCCCUUUAAAACAGACUGGAUCACACACAAAGUGCUACCACAGCUCCUUCAAAGAUAGAAUUAAAGGGAAACUUUGAUAUUUUUAACCUGGACCCUAUUUUCCCCUGUUUUGGAUCUAAGUGACUCAUACCCCUUUUCCACUAAAGUUAGGGCAUGUACGCAGGCUUUUUAAACAUGGGCCAAUUUGCUAAAAAUAGGCUGUAGACUCUUCUGCCAUUGCUAGUAGACAGAUGAAUAUGCCUCUCUGUGCAUAUUUUUAUUUUACUGGUGUGUCACGAUUAAUGUUACUGACAAGCUAUUAAUUAGUAGAAAGCAGCAUGGAGGCAUGUGAGACCUUUAUGGUGGUUACUUCCGUUUAUAUAUCUCUUACUUACGCAUUCUCUCUUUCAAACUCAGUGCAGACUAAUUUGGAUCAAUGUUUGAUUGCUGCAGAGACCACCGGUAUUUUGUGGUGGCGUGUUAUUGCAUCUUUCCAGUUAAUGGGGGUGGGAAUCACCAGAGGCCCCAUGAUUCGAUGUUAUUAUGAUACGUAAGUCAUGAUACAAUAUUAUUGUGAUAGUAAACAUGCUGCAGUAUGCUGAGUUUUGUGAUUAAAGUAAAUGUUAAUAAUAACAAUAUUUUUAACUGUAAGUUAUGUCCCCAAAGAAAAACUUUGUCAACAUCUGCAUUAUCCAGUAAGAUAAAGUUUUUAGUCUGUUCAUCUCACUUCAGUAAUUUUUAUUGCAGCAAAAUGUUUGUAACAGACUUAGAAAGCAAUUGAUUAUAUUAUUCUCGAGAGCUAACAAAAGUUUGAUUUGUAUUUGUUGAAUAUUAAUCAUUUAUGUAAUAAAAAAUUGAUAGUUGGAGUCCGUUUAACAAUACCGUAUUGCCACACAAAAAAAAUCACACUAUGGCGUAUCAGAUUGUUGCUCUAAGUUUAUCAGUGUAAGUACAGAAAGUGUAGCUUAGUGUUGUCUAAAAAGAACGUGACUUCUCCUUUAGUGCAGUUCAGUUACAUACACUAACGAACAGACUGGAUCACUGAAAGACAAAGAAAAUUCAAUUCAAUUUUCAAUUCAAUUUUAUUUAUAAAGCCCAAUAUCACAAAUCACAAUUUGCCUCACAGGGCUUUACAGCAUACGACAUCCCUCUGUCCUUAUGACCCUCGCAGCGGAUAAGGAAAAACUCCCCAAAAAAAAACAUUUUACUUAUCUGUAGUGUCCUGUCUAAGAUCUUGUCACACACUUCUAAUAAUCGUCUGAGCCUGUCAGCGGCAAAAACAAGCACUUUAGGGAUGCGUGAUAACAUCGACACGUCAUCGGUAUUGGCUGAUACUGGCUGUAAAAUGAAAUAUCGAAAUCGGCUGAUGUGCUUUUUUUUAUUUUGCAUACAUUGAAAAGCAUUUUAUUUUAUGUCUCUAUCUGCUGGUGGGCCAUCAUGAUAAGAGUAUGCAUGCAUAAUACGAUGUUAAUUCCACUGCAGAAGAGACUUGAUCACUAAAAUUAGGUUGGAGAAAAAAAAGUGGAUAUAUCGAUAUCUGUAUUGGGUAUCAAUCAAAUAAGUUGGUAUGUAUCUGCAUAUCGGAUAAAGGCAAACAAUCCAGUAUCAUUCCUUCCUUCUUUAAAUUAAGUCAAUUGAUGGUGCACAGUUUCCACAGGGAUUACAUUAAAGCCUGUUUUGCUACUGCUGCGGCGGCUUGAGCGAUCUUGCCCAGUACUGGACCAAUUUUAAAAACGGUUCAUUAGUCAUGUAGACCCCAAAGCAUGAAAAAGUAGGGUCCAAAUUAAAAAAUACCAAAGUGUCUUUAAGUCUUGCAAUUUCCCAAACUCUCAUUUACAUGAUUUGAUGUCUUGUCUGUGCUUCCGUUAAUGUUUUUAUUGAACGUAAGAGCCAUUUCCUGACCAGAACCUGCUGUGUGCAUUGACAAACAGCAUCCCAAAAGUUCUGUUUUCAGUGUUGAGGUUAGAGCCCUGUAUCAAUUAAUGUCAACAAACCCAAUGCUUGACCAGAUAACACACCAUAUCUAGUAUGUAAAUCAGGCUUCUUCAGAGUUGUUUUAAGUGUAUUUUUUCACUUAAUGGAGCUAGGCAAGCAGUUUCAUCUGCCUCCAGUCUUUGUUAAACCUGGCUUAACAUAUUCCAGACCAGACCUUGAGUGCACAGAGCUGAAAUAGAUAUUGAUCUUCUCAUGUGAGCGUGGGCUUAGUGGCAAACAAGUGCAUUUCCUGAACUGUCAGCGAUGCUUAAAUGUUCAGUUUUUCUUUGCAGUUACUUGCGAAUGCUUUCAAAAUAAAUCCACUGUAUUUACUAAACUUUUAAAAAA